Messenger RNA from Ambispora gerdemannii, 272 nucleotides. Lineage: Eukaryota; Fungi; Glomeromycota; Glomeromycetes; Archaeosporales; Ambisporaceae. The record is from the annotation of a GenBank genome assembly.
GGUUUCAGAUCUAUCACGUUAACACGAGCGUCGCAGGAAGUCUGAGUUUGUUAGUUAGCGAACGCCAAAGGAUUACUCCGGAAGAGAACAAUACACCGAACGCUCUGGACAAUUACACCGAUGUUCUGGAAAGAGAGCAAACACCAACGUUUAGCUGGGUUCACUUCAUCAGCCGUUUCGCCAAUGAACAAUCCGAAAAGAACAACACAUCAGGCCAAACGUCCGCAUCCGCUCUUUGUGUUUGUGACGAUGUAUCAUCAUUCAUCUUAAAG